Messenger RNA from Echinops telfairi (small Madagascar hedgehog), 2343 nucleotides. Its product is annotated as OX-2 membrane glycoprotein. Gene Ontology annotation, biological process: regulation of immune response; negative regulation of macrophage activation. NCBI's taxonomy places the organism in Eukaryota, Metazoa, Chordata, Mammalia, Afrosoricida, Tenrecidae. The transcript is spliced from 6 exons. The record is from RefSeq and is a predicted model, not a curated record. The coding region runs from base 397 to 1206 and encodes 269 amino acids. Gene Ontology annotation, molecular function: cell-cell adhesion mediator activity.
GUACACGAAGAUGUCUUUUCUUUGAAAGUGCCGCUGCUUACAUUACCCGAAGAGGGAAAGAAAGAGAAACUUCGCAUUUCUCAGCUACACAAGUCCUCCUAUUUGCAAGCCCCUUUUGUAGUUCCCCACUGCAGUUUCUGCCCCUGUUUAAAGAAUUCACCCUCCCAGCCCCCAUUUCCUCUCCCUCCCCCACAAGCAGAGAUUGUUGUUCUAAACACACUGGGAACGCCACACCUGGCCUCCCCAACCUGAAUGCAAGACUGCGCCAUUUCUUGGUAAGCUGACGACACCAUGGGCGGUGCUACAGUUCUCCGCAGCUCCAUGGUUACCGCCCCGACUGAGAGCCCUGCAAGGAGCCAAGGCUGAAGCCCCUGGUGCAGGAGCCUGCAGAUAAAGAUGAAGAGGCAGGUGCAGGAGAGGUUCUUCUACCAUCUGUCUACCUACAGGCUGAUUUGCAGCUUGGCAACCCUGGUGCUGUGCCAGGCUCAAGAGCACGUGAUGACCAAGAAUGAAAGAGAGCUACUGAAUACACCUGCCUCCCUAAGGUGCUCUCUGCGGACUUACCAGGAAGUCCUGAUUGUAACAUGGCAGAAAGUUAAGGCUUCGGGUCCCGAAAAUAUGAUUACUUUCAGUAAGAACAGUGGAGUUGUGCUUCAGCCUGCCUACACAAACAAAGUAAACAUCACACAUCUGGGACUCAGUGACUCAACCCUAACCUUCUGGAAUGCCACCCUGGAGGACGAGGGCUGUUACAUGUGCCUCUUCAAUACCUUUGGUUCUGGGACGAUCUCAGGAAAAACCUGCCUCACCCUCUAUGUACAGCCUAUAGUAUCCUUUUACUAUAAGUUCUUUGAAGACCACUUAAAUAUCACCUGCUCUGCCACUGCCCGCCCGGCCCCAAGGAUCUCCUGGAAGGUGGCCGAGUCGGGGAUUGAGAACAGCACGGAGAGCCUCUCACACCCCAAUGGGACCACGUCCGUCACCAGCAUCCUGCAGGUCAAAGACCCCAGCAGUCAAGUGGGGAAGGAGGUGAUCUGCCAGGUGCUGCACCUGGGGAAUGUGACGGAGUUCCGACAAACCGUGAGCAAAGACUUUUGGCUUUCGAUCCCUCUGUUGCUGAGUGUCGUGUCGCUGGUCAUUCUCCUGAUCUUGGUCUCCAUCUUGUUCUAUUGGAAACGCCGUCGGAGUCAGGAACGAGAGCUCUAGAGGAAUCGCACAACGUUGUUCCCUGCUCCACUUGAACUUGAAACAGGAGGAGUUAUGGUCAUUCUCCAUGAGACCAAAAGAGAAACAGAGGCGGGAGCUAAAGGCUUCCGAACUUCGAGGGUUUCUCCUGCCACCACAUCUACUCAGUACUGUUCUGAGUUCCCAAAGGAAGCUGUUUUACCGCUCAGGUCUGUUGUAGGACUUGGUUUUGUGAAACAGUGCAAUAGUGUGCUGUUUAAAGGACACUGGACUUAGUCAGAAACCCUGGGUUCCCAUGUUGACGUUGGCUCUUGCUGUUGGCAGCCCUGAGCUACUUACUUUACCUCAAAGAGUACACUCCAGAGCUGGAUAAAUCACGGGACCAUUCACUUCUGCAAAUCUAUGCGGAAAAGAAGCAAAAGAGAAGUCAGAAAGAGCGAAGAAAGGUCAUGGAAAUAUUUAAAACCAAAGAACUUUCCUGAAAUGAUGUUUUACCUUUCGUUCACAUUUGUUCUUCCUUUGUUGUUCUUGGUUCUAGAAUCUGCUUUCCCAUUGCUUAUUUUCUGCUUUCUCAAGAUGCUUAUUGCAUCUUGCUUUGCCAGUAACCAGUCUUGCUGGAAGCCCUGCCUUCACUAUUAACCUGCGUGUUUUGCUGUGAGCUUUGCUACAGCCAGAAUGAGACAGAAUGUAUUGUGAAAUAACAUCGGCAACCUUUGCUUCACUCACCUUUUUUUAUAGCAGUACAAGUAAACUCAUAUUAAAAAAAUUUAUUCUCUGCCCACUUACCUCAUAAUAUACUAAGUCCAAUUAAGGAAAUGUAUUAUGAAAAGAGACAUUUGGAGGAUUACAUGUACAGUACUCAAGAAACUCAUAAACUCUGCUCUGGCUUCUUCCAUGAUUCAACUUCAUAUAUUAGCAGAGGAUGAAAUACGAGCAUGUAUAUCUCUUAGUUCUAAAAGUUGGAUUCUAACAUUCCAAGAACCAAGACUGCUUUACCUGGAUCUUUCGCUUUCUUUAUCUCUGUCUAGUGAACUCAGACCUAAAACUUGUUUUUAACCGUCAAAUUUGAUAUUUAUAUAUUUGGUAAGCAUUUUUGUUACUUUAUAAUUUCUUAUAUUUGUAUGAAAAUAUGAAACCAUUAAAGGUAUUAACUCUAAA